CUGAAAGAUCAAAGGAAGAGCGGCGAGUCGGCGUUGCAUGCAGUGGCACAUCCGCUCAGUCAGAAUCCCAGGCCAUCAUCAGUAUCUGAUCCGGUGGGAUGACAUGCAUGUUCCACAAUUCUAAUAGCAGCAGAGCAUCGCCACCCAUGCCAAACAUAUGCAUGCUUCUCUUCUCCCGGCAUUGCUCCAUCCCGAUCGAUCGCCGGCCGCCGGCUACCUCGCGGCCUUGCCGCCUUGGACUGGACACACACGCUCACGCAGAUACGGUAGCAGUUGCCACAUCGUAAUCAGCUGCCCAUUUUCCCCCCCCCUUUUCUCUGGACUUCAGGACUGAAGAAGGAGGUCCAUAGAUGUAGCUUGGUGAUCGUGACACAGCCAGCCCCUUGCCUUGCCCUCCUCGCUCGCUCGCUCGCUCGCAGGCACAUCUCUCCCCGGACCCGGCCACGGGCACAGAUCGACGACGUGGACGCCGUCCGACGCCCCGCGCAGAGUCUCAGCUCGCCGGCCACCUGUCGCUCGCGCCGGACCCCUCCCUCUUGUCGCCAUCUCUUCCCUUUGUGGAAGAGAGGUAACGCAGGCACGCCUACCAAGGGAAGGCAGGCACCCACCUUCAAUGAUUUCAAUAUAGUAACGCUGCGCCCCUCACGUUUCCUUCCAGUUCCAGCUUCCAGGGCUCCUUGCUCUGCCUUCCCCUCUCUCCUCUUGUCUGUCUGUCCUGGGCUCCUGGCGCCGCCUCGUCCUGCUCCUCGUUCGACUGGUCGGUAGACGUACAGUCACAGCGCUGAAAUGGGGGAGCAGCCGCCGCUGCAAUCGGCGCCGGAGAAGGUGUACUACGACGGCUGCCCCGGCUGCGCCAUGGACAGGAGGAAGGAGAUCCGCGAGGGCGUUCCGUACAAGGAGCUGCUCUUCGUCGGCACCACCACCUUCGCCUCGGCUCUGCCAAUAACGUCCUUGUUCCCCUUUUUGUACUUCAUGAUAAGAGACCUGCAUGUUGCCCAAAGAGAAGAAGACAUUGGAUUCUACGCUGGCUUUCUCGGUGCAUCAUAUAUGAUCGGCAGAGGUCUUGCAUCAGUCUUCUGGGGUAUCAUAGCUGAUCGUAUUGGACGAAAGCCUGUAAUUGCAUUUUCGGUAUUUUCAGUCAUUGUUUUCAACACAUUGUUUGGACUGAGUGUGAAAUAUUGGAUGGCUAUUGCUACAAGGUUUCUUCUUGGUGCCCUGAAUGGAUUCCUUGCACCUGUAAAGGCCUACUCCAUUGAAGUUUGUCGACCUGAACAGCAAGCUUUGGGUAUAUCAAUUGUCAGCACAGCAUGGGGAAUGGGUGUUAUAAUUGGCCCAGCAAUUGGGGGCUACCUAGCACAGCCUGUCAAACAAUAUCCACAUCUCUUUCAUGAGAAGUCAGUGUUUGGAAGGUUCCCAUAUUUAUUACCAUGUUUAUUUAUCUCAUUUUUUGCUACCUUGGUUUUCAUAAGCUGUGCAUGGCUCCCAGAGACCCUACAUAAGCACAAAGGCCUUGAGAGAGCAGUUGAAAUGGUAGAAGGUUCUACAGCUCAAGAAAGAACAGAACCACCUAAGAAGAGUUUACUUAAAAACUGGCCAUUGAUGUCCUCCAUUAUCACAUACUGUGUCUUCUCCCUUCAUGACACUGCAUAUGUUGAGAUAUUUUCUCUAUGGACUGUAAGUAAUAGAAAAUACGGCGGCCUUAGCUUUUCAUCUAAAGAUGUGGGCCAAGUUCUUACAGUUGCAGGUGCCAGUCUUCUAGUAUAUCAACUCUUUGCUUAUCGUUGGGUUGAUAAAACUUUUGGACCUAUCCGCUCAACCCGAAUUUCGUCGGCAUUGUCUAUACCAAUAAUUGCUGCUUAUCCCUUCAUGACAAACCUAUCAGGAAUAAGACUUGGUGUGCCGCUCUACAUUGCAGCAAUGCUGAAAAGUGUAUUUGCAAUAACUAGAGUUACUGGCACUUCUCUGCUGCAAAACAAUGCUGUGCCGCAAGAACAAAGGGGCGCUGCAAAUGGAAUAGCUACAACAGCAAUGUCUUUGUCGAAGGCUUUUGCUCCAGCUGGAGCAGGCAUUAUAUUCUCAUGGGCACAGAAGCGCCAGCAUGCCGCGUUCUUUCCAGGAGACCAGAUGGUGUUUCUGCUACUGAAUUUGACAGAGCUCAUCGGGCUGAUACUGAGCUUCAAGCCUUUCCUGGCAGUUCCCCAGCACUUUGAAGGGAACUAUACAUUACUGCAGUCCGCGCCCGCUUCCUCCCGUACGCCGCCGUCCCCCGACGGCGGCAUCCUGCUGAGCGGGUGCCAGACGGACGAGACGUCCGCGGACGUGGCGGCGGACGACGAGGCGGCCGACGGCGGCAAGGCGUGCGGCGCGUUCAGCAGCGCGGUGCAGGCCGUGCUGGCGGCGCACCCGGCGCCGCUGAGCAACCGGGAGGUGGUGAGCCGGGCCAGGGAGCUGCUCCGGGACCAGGGGUUCGAGCAGCACCCAUGUCUCUACUGCAGCGACGCUAAUGCCGACGCGCCGUUCCUCUGUCAGCAGCAGCACAAGGAGCCCGCCGCCAUUCCCGCGCUGUGAUUCUCUAUGAUUUGUGUCAGCGUGGUCUUCAAUCUUCAUUACCUGUGAAGAUGAACACACACGAACCAUCAUGAUGAUUACACGCCAAAUGCCAUUGUUACUGA
Molecule: messenger RNA, 2672 nt
Organism: Panicum hallii
Lineage: Eukaryota; Viridiplantae; Streptophyta; Magnoliopsida; Poales; Poaceae
Product: protein ZINC INDUCED FACILITATOR-LIKE 1-like
Exons: 20
Coding region: 787-2568 (593 amino acids)
Biological process (GO): proteolysis; transmembrane transport
Molecular function (GO): transmembrane transporter activity; cysteine-type endopeptidase activity
Source: RefSeq, a predicted model, not a curated record